Messenger RNA from Orcinus orca (killer whale), 1347 nucleotides. RefSeq names its product lysine-specific demethylase 4D-like. Gene Ontology annotation, cellular component: nucleus. Lineage: Eukaryota; Metazoa; Chordata; Mammalia; Artiodactyla; Delphinidae. Gene Ontology annotation, biological process: chromatin remodeling. The transcript is spliced from 3 exons. The annotation marks the transcript as partial. The record is from RefSeq and is a predicted model, not a curated record. Gene Ontology annotation, molecular function: histone H3K9 demethylase activity.
AGGAAGUAUAGGGAAGAGGUUACUCCCCAGCAUUCUCAGGUAUCCAAAGCAUACCUAAGAAGCUGGCAGUCCGUUGCUUAUUCUGUUGCCGCCACGCAGUCUAAGCACUUUGGGAGCCAGAACCCAAGUUGUAAGAUUACGAUCGUCCACCCAACCAUGGAAGAAUUUGAAGAUUUCAGCAAAUAUAUUGCCAUGGAGUGGCAAGGUGCACACCGAGCUGGCCUAGCCAAGGUAAUUCCACCGAAAGGAUGGAAAGCCAGACAGACGUAUGAUGAUACCGAUGACAUCUUAAUAGCCGCUCCCCUCCGGCAGGUGACCACUGGGCAGGCAGGUGUGUUUACUGAGCACCACAAAAAGAAGAAAGCCAUGACCGUGAGCGAGUAUCGCCGCUUAACAAACAGCGAAUGACACCAGACUCCAUUCUACUCUGAUUUUCAGGAUCUGGAGCGAAAAUAUUGGAAAACACGCCCCUAUGAUUCACCAGUAUACGGUGCGGACGUCAGUGGCUCCUUAUUCGAUGAAAACACGAAGCAGUGGAACCUUGGACACCUGGGAACCAUUCAGGACCUGCUGGAACAGGAGUGCAGAGUGGUCAUCGAUGGUGUCAACACCCCCUACCUGUACUUCGGCAUGUGGAAGACCGCCUUCGCCUGGCACACGGAGGACAUGGACCUUUACAGCAUCAACUACCUGCACUUUGGGGAGCCCAAGACUUGGUACGCGGUGCCCCCGGAGCACGGCUGUCGUCUGGAAUGCCUGGCCAGGGAGCUUUUCCCGGGCAGCUCACGGGGCUGUAAGGCCUUCCUGCAGCACAAGGUGGCUCUCUUCUUGGCCAAGGUCCUCAAGGACAACGGCAUCCCCUUCGAUCGGGUCACUCAGGAGGCUGCAGAGUUCAUGGUGACGUUUCCCUAUGGCUACCACUCUGGCUUCAACUGCGCGGAAGCCAUCAAUUUUGCCACCCAGCACUGGAUCGAUUAUGGCAAAGUGGCCUGGGAAUAGGGCUCUGCAUGACCUUUGGAAAGAUCUUCGUCAGAAUAAGGGAGAUUUCAGGUGGGACUUUAACAGAGCCAGCAGAUCACUGACAUUCACUAAGUUGACAAUAGCCAUCUCAGCUAUGUAUGAGCAGCAGCAAAUCAAUGCAGUCAGUAUUUUGGAAUUGUGCUGAGGCCCAUAUUCACAUAAUGUGGAGGGCAGUGAAGGCAUCUCCUCAGGAGACUUCAGGAGAAAUCCUCUGGAGAAACAGCUACCAGGCUCACCUCAUGGAUUUGCUGUGACUUAGAGGAAAGGCCAGGCUUAGGAAACAGACGGACCUGGCUCAAAUCUGGCUCAGGACUCACUGAUUAUGCC